This is a messenger RNA of Xenopus laevis (African clawed frog), 2332 nucleotides long. RefSeq names its product Ras association (RalGDS/AF-6) domain family (N-terminal) member 9 S homeolog (gene rassf9.S). NCBI's taxonomy places the organism in Eukaryota, Metazoa, Chordata, Amphibia, Anura, Pipidae. The transcript has 2 exons. The record is from RefSeq and is a predicted model, not a curated record. Bases 243 to 1469 code for a protein of 408 amino acids.
UAUAGAAGAAUGCCUCUAAGGUAGUGUAUAUUUGAUAGCGGCUAAACUUUAGUGUUGAAAAGAUACUGUAACAGGAUUCUGGGAUCUGAGCCAACUGAACUCAUAUUUCUGAUUCCUUAUGCAAAUAGGCUCUGAAUGGGAAUAUGAAUGCUGAGUUUAUAAACCUGUGUGUUUAUGUAUCUGAAAGCUGUGGGAUCAAUCCUAAAUUCCACUCCUGAAAUAACAGGUCAUCAAGCAAAGAAAUGGAGAAUGAAGAAAGCCAGAUUGUUGUAUGGGCUGGACAAGAAGAAAAAAUAGUUUUGGGACUGACUAAGCACACAACCUGUGCUGAUAUAGUGCAAGCUCUUCUUGAAGACCAUGAUAUGAAAGUUGGAAGCAACACAUUUCUUUUGAGUCAGCCCAGUGAAUACUUCAUUGUGGAAAAAUGGAGAGGUUUUGAACGUGUUUUGCCUCCUCCAACCAAAAUCUUAAAAUUGUGGAGAGCAUGGGGGAAAGAACAGAGCAACUUAAACUUUGUUCUUGUAAAAUCUGAUGCCUUUCUUCAUAUCCCAAUGUGGAAGAGUGCUGAAGCUAAAAUUACACAUAACAUAGAUAGGAAACAUCUCCAGUACAGUUCAGCAUAUCACAUCAAAGCAUUACCACUAGACAAACGAAAGAGAAUUAUAAGAAAAGCAUUCCGAAAAUUGACUAACCUUAAAAAAGACAUUGAUUUUCAAGACAGAAACAAUUUGGAGACACUUCUUCAUGUAAUAAUGUCUCAAGAGCAUACCAUCAAACAGCAAAUCCAGAGAAUAGAGGAACUGAAUAAUGAUAUUGAGUCAAAGGAAGCCAAUCUACAUUUGGCAAGAGUAGAGAACAUUGGGAAAGAUUAUGUCCAAAACCUGUAUUUGAAACCAAUCAGUGAACGUACAGAAACCUCCAAAAAACACACAAAAAAGUAUUUUGUAGAGGAGAAAAGGAGACAAGAAGAAAUGUUUCAUUUAGAAGAAAAGCUAAGUCAUCUUAAAAUACUUAUUAACAGCAUCUCCACUGAAAUUGAAGCAGAGAUAACUUCUAUAUAUUUGAUGCAAAGUGAAGACCAGGAAUCUUUUGAUAAUAGAGAAGAGAAAGCUAAAGAACAUGACUUAACAAAUGUUAAAGAAGAACUUGAUGAAAGCCUCCAGCAAGGUUUACAGUUGCAUGAUCUUUUUGAAUGUAUUCAGGAGCAGAUCAGAUAUAAAGAUUCUAUUCUGCUAAAGCAAGAACGAGAAUAUAAAAGACUGGAAGAAGAAUUUCAAUCAUUAUGCAUUAGCAAUACAAAUAAUCCAUUGAACUGUCAAACUCUGUUUCCAGCAAAUAACUGCAUAGUUAAUAAAACUGACGCAACAUGUGAUUUUACCACCACAUUGUGUAAUAUGGAUAAUCAUGAGACGGACUCAGACACAGGAAUAAGCUCUGGUAUUAGCCAAGAUUCUGAGCCCGCUUUAUGAAAUAUGAUGCUGAUUUCCAGUUAAAAUUCUUUAUGCUCAUAAUGGAAUGAAUGCACAGCAUUUCCCUAAAGGGAAAAAUAUGAUAAGUACAGUAUUAUAUGCUUUACAUAUCCUCACUGUAACAUUAGAACAAGCCUUUAAAGGUAUUAGUUCUAUUGUAUUAAAAGGUGCAUUUUAGCACGUGUAUAUUCAUUAGUAUGUAGACCUUUCCUUCUAUAAAAACAAUAGCACAACAACGACAGGCAUCCAUCUUAACCACAACCCUUUUUUGAGAGGUUUAGGGUUAAUUUUGAGCAAUUUUAAAACAUGAACUUGUUUACAUUUUUGUACCAAUAACAUAACUUUAAUGUCUACAUUUUCUGUGCCUCCAGGUUAUUGAAGUUAUGAAUAGCAUGUCAUAUGACAGGAGGGGUCAAUAUUUUACUUACAUUUACAAAUAAUGAUAUUCUUUUGUGACAAAAAAUAUAUAUGAAUCAUACAGAAAAAAAGUAUUUCCUGCAGAACUCUGUUCAUUCUUGUAGGUCUCUGGGGAAAGUAAUCAUAUUGUUUCAGGAUGCAUAGUGUUCUGGUCCAUAUACAGAAUCUACAGGGGUUUGUUGAACAAAAGAGAACAUUAUGGUAUUUGUAGGACUGUAGUGAAGAGGUGAUUACAGUCCCUCAGAUAUAUAAAUACUGUAUAUGUUGAGUUGAAAACAUUAUUCCAAUAUUUUACUUGUUGACUCGUGAUCAUUAGCUUGUGAUCAUUAGGCAAAACCUUAGAAGAACCCUAGAAGAAUAUAGCACUAUGGAUUAUUUGAAUCCAGUCAUUUUUUUUUUAAAAAAUACACAUUUUUGUGAUUUAUUUUCAAUGAAACAAAAAACUA